Molecule: messenger RNA, 576 nt
Organism: Postia placenta MAD-698-R-SB12
Lineage: Eukaryota; Fungi; Basidiomycota; Agaricomycetes; Polyporales; Adustoporiaceae
Exons: 2
Coding region: 1-576 (191 amino acids)
Source: RefSeq, a predicted model, not a curated record
AUGUCAUCAUCGCUAGCUGAUUUCAAUUCAGCCCUCGAUAAGCUUGAUUUGACCGGGAAGAACUGGCUCACCUUUCAGCAGCAGUUCCUCAUUGCGGUCCGACAGAAGAAGGUGUGGUCGCAUUUCAACGGCAUGACCCCCACACCAGCUGCUGCAGAUCCCGAUAAACCUACAGCAGCUGAAGUCCUUGCUAUCAGUCAGUGGCAGGAGAAGGAAGACCUUGCUCUUUACCUUCUUGUGCAGAAGCUCCCUGAUGUGACGUUCACGAAGCAUCGACACAAGGGCAAUACAGCUGCAAUCUGGGCUGCAAUCAUCCAGGAGUUCUCGCAGAAAUCCCUCCUUCUUCGUGCAACCCUUCCUCUUUUCGGCAGUCACAUCCCGCCCGGCACUUCGGCUCAGUCACCCAACACUUCGAUUUCGCCUUCGACACUCUUCGACAUCUCCGAUGGUGCGCGAUGCUUGCUCGAAGCUCGGCGCGGUCGUCCCGAUGCCUCGCGCGUAGAUCUCGGGACAUCUCCCGCAUUCGGCGGUGAUACGACCUACGAAACCCUAACCCCUAACCUGGGUGCGACCUAA